Messenger RNA from Pogona vitticeps (central bearded dragon), 1184 nucleotides. It is a transcript of the gene GCG, whose product is annotated as glucagon. NCBI's taxonomy places the organism in Eukaryota, Metazoa, Chordata, Lepidosauria, Squamata, Agamidae. The record is from RefSeq and is a predicted model, not a curated record. Gene Ontology annotation, biological process: negative regulation of apoptotic process; positive regulation of insulin secretion involved in cellular response to glucose stimulus; adenylate cyclase-modulating G protein-coupled receptor signaling pathway. Gene Ontology annotation, molecular function: glucagon receptor binding; hormone activity. Gene Ontology annotation, cellular component: extracellular region.
CCAAGACCCCCAGAAGUCUCUGAAGACAGAGAGAGGUGGUGUAUUUCCUGCUUCAUCUAUUCCCUCCAAGCACUCUAAGGUGAUGAACAUGAAAAGCACAUACUUUGUCGCUGGAUUGCUUUUAAUGAUUAUCCAAAGCAGCUGGCAAAGUCCCCUCCAGGAAACAGAAGAGAAAACCAGAUCAUUCAAAGCUUCCCAGGCUGAACCAUUAGAUGACUCUAGACAGCUGAAUGAAGUGAAACGGCAUUCACAAGGUACAUUCACCAGCGAUUACAGCAAGUUCUUGGACACGAGACGAGCUCAAGAUUUUGUACAGUGGUUAAUGAACACUAAAAGAAGCGGACAACAGGGACCUGAAGAAAAAGAGAAAGAAAGUCUUCUGGACCAGCUCUCAAGCAAUGGACUUGCCAGGCGUCAUGCUGACUAUGAGAGACAUGCUGAUGGCACCUACACCAGUGACAUCAGCUCUUACUUGGAAGGUCAAGCAGCCAAGGAUUUCAUCGCUUGGCUCAUGAAUGGACGAGGAAGAAGAGAUUUCUCAGAAGGAGGAGCUGGCACAGUUGAAGAAGUCGGCCGAAGACACGCAGAUGGCACUUUCACCAGUGAUUACAACAAACUCCUGGAUGACUUGGCUACCCAAGAGUUUUUGAAGUGGCUGAUCAACCAGAAAGUGACCCAGAGGGAUGUGUUGGGAGAAUACCAGUAAAAGAGCGGGAGAAAUCAGGCAUCUUGAAUCAAGGUCUUCACUACAUCCACUACCAGCUGGUGGGGAUUUUUUUUAGGCAUAACAUCCUGUACCCUCAAGCCACACAGCUUAGCAUGCCAGGAAAUGGGUUGCGCUGUCUUGUCCUGCUAGGAAAGGAUUCGCUAGGAAAUGUGCCCUCAAAAGUUGGACACAGCCAAAAUAACAGGUUUAUUGGCUUAAAGUUCUGUAUUUUUAGAGCUUUUUGUUUAUUUUAAGAAGAUCUCCCAAAGGCCCCCAAAUUACUGUGUUUACAUUUAGCAGUGCUAUUUUUCCCCCCUGAUGAAGAUUGUGUACAUAGAAAUGAGACAAAUGCAAAAUAUGAAAACAGCAAGAACUGUAAAGAAUGGCAGCUAAGACUGUGUGGAAAUUUCCUUCUUGAAACCUUUGUUAUAAAAAGGCUCCACUUUCCAGACAUCGGUAAAAUAAAAAUAAAAAAAUC